Messenger RNA from Miniopterus natalensis, 4141 nucleotides. It is a transcript of the gene CDH1, whose product is annotated as cadherin 1. NCBI's taxonomy places the organism in Eukaryota, Metazoa, Chordata, Mammalia, Chiroptera, Miniopteridae. Gene Ontology annotation, molecular function: cadherin binding; beta-catenin binding; calcium ion binding. Gene Ontology annotation, biological process: homophilic cell-cell adhesion; cell migration; synapse assembly. The record is from RefSeq and is a predicted model, not a curated record. Gene Ontology annotation, cellular component: catenin complex; apical junction complex; plasma membrane.
CCAGACUCCAGCCCGGCCGGACCCGACCCGACCGACCCGACGCCGGCCCGCCAUGGGCCCUCCGUGCCGCAGCCUCUUCGCGCUCCUGCUACUGCUGCAGGUCUCACCGAGGCUCUGCCAGGAGCCGGAGCCCUGUCGUCCCGGCUUUGGCGCCGAGAGCUACGCGUUCACGGUGCCCCGGCGGCACUUGGAGAGGGGCCGCGUCCUGGGCAGAGUGAGUUUUGAAGGAUGCACCGGUCAACCAAGGACCAUCUAUGUCUCUGAUGACACCAGAUUCAAAGUGGGCAUGGACGGUGUGCUUAUGGUCAGACGGCCUUUACAACUGCAUAAUCCAGAAAUGAGUUUUCUCAUUCACGCCUGGGACUCCACCCGCAGGAAGCUCUCCACCAAAGUGACCCUGAAGGCAGCAGAGCACAACCACCACCGCCGCCACCACCACCACCGUCAUCAUGACUCUGUCCCUGAAACCCAGGCGGAAGUGCUCACGUUUCCUGACUCCCACCAUGGUCUCAGAAGACAGAAGAGAGACUGGGUUAUCCCUCCCAUCAGCUGCCCAGAAAAUGAGAAAGGCCCAUUUCCUAAGAAUCUGGUUCAGAUCAAAUCUAACAGGGACAAAGAAACGCAGGUUUUCUACAGCAUCACUGGUCAAGGGGCUGAUGCACCCCCUGUUGGUGUGUUUAUUAUUGAAAGAGAAACAGGAUGGCUAAAGGUGACUCAGCCACUGGAUAGAGAAGCAAUUGCCAAGUACAUCCUCUUCUCUCAUGCUGUGUCUUCGAAUGGGAAUGCAAUUGAGGAUCCGAUGGAGAUUGUGAUCACAGUGACAGAUCAGAAUGACAACAGGCCCCAGUUCACCCAGGAGGUCUUUGAGGGGUCUGUCCCGGAAGGCGCUCUCCCAGGAACCUCUGUGAUGCAGGUCACGGCCACAGACGCCGAUGAUGAAGUGAACACCUACAAUGCCGCCAUCGCUUACGUCAUCCUCAGCCAAGAGCCUGAGCAGCCUCACGACCAAAUGUUCACCAUCAAUAGGGAUACAGGAGUCAUCAGCGUGCUCACCACCGGACUGGACCGUGAGAAGUUUGCCACGUAUACCCUGGUGAUUCAAGCUGCUGACCUUCAAGGUGAAGGCUUAAGCACAACUGCAAAAGCUGUGAUCACGAUCACUGACAUCAAUGACAACCCUCCCAUCUUUGAUCCGACUACGUACGAGGGGCAGGUUCCUGAGAACGAGGCUAAUGCCGUAAUUGCUACGCUCAAAGUGACUGAUGCCGAUGUCCCCGAUACCCCGGCGUGGAAGGCCAUGUACACUGUAUUAAAUGACGAGGACCAAUUUGUUGUCACCACAGACCCAGUAACCAACGACGGCAUUUUGAAAACGACUAAGGGCUUAGAUUUUGAGACCAAGCAGCAGUACAUUCUCUACGUGGCAGUGACAAAUGAGGAUGCCUUUGUGGUCACUCUGUCCACUUCCACGGCCACCAUAACUGUGGAUGUGAUGGAUGUGAACGAAGCCCCCAUCUUCAUGCCUCUCCAAAAAAGAGUGGAGGUGUCCGAAGACUUCCCAGUGGGACAGGAAAUCACAUCCUACACAGCCCAGGAUCCGGACACAUUCAUGGACCAGAAGAUAACGUAUCGGAUUUGGAGGGAUACGGCCAACUGGCUGGAGAUUAAUCCAGAGACUGGUGCCAUUUCCAGUCGGGCUGAGAUGGACAGAGAGGACUUUGAGCAUGUGAAGAACAGCACGUACACAGCCCUCAUUAUAGCUACUGACAAUGGUUCUCCACUUGCUACUGGAACGGGAACCCUUCUCCUGAUCCUCUCUGAUGUGAAUGACAAUGCCCCAGUACCAGAGCCGCGGAAUCUGGAAUUCUGCCAGAGGAGUCCACAGCCUCAAGUCAUCAACAUCAUCGAUCCAGAUCUUCCCCCCAACACAUCUCCUUUCACAGCGGAGCUAACAUAUGGGUCAAGCGUCAACUGGACCAUUGAGUACAAUGACCCAGAACAUGAAUCUCUCAUUUUGAAGCCAAAGAAAACCUUAGAGCUGGGCGAAUACAAAAUAAACCUCAGGCUUGAAGAUUACCAGAACAAAGACCAGGUGACCACCUUAGAAGUGUAUGUGUGUGACUGUGAAGGGGCCGUCACGGUCUGUAAGAGGAACAUGGCUUAUGCCGAAGCAGGAUUGCAGCUUCCUGCCAUCCUCGGGAUCCUUGGAGGCAUCCUUGCUUUGCUAAUCCUGAUUCUGCUGCUUCUGCUGUUUGUUCGGAGGAGACGGGUGGUCAAAGAGCCCUUACUGCCCCCAGAAGAUGACACCCGAGACAAUGUUUAUUACUACGAUGAAGAAGGAGGUGGAGAAGAGGACCAGGACUUUGACUUGAGCCAGUUGCACAGGGGCCUGGAUGCUCGGCCUGAAGUGACUCGCAACGACGUGGCUCCAACCCUUCUAAGUAUGCCUCAGUAUCGGCCCCGCCCUGCCAAUCCUGAUGAAAUUGGAAACUUCAUUGAUGAAAAUUUGAAGGCGGCUGAUAGCGACCCCACUGCUCCCCCUUAUGAUUCCCUGCUCGUGUUUGAUUACGAAGGAAGUGGUUCCGAAGCUGCUAGUCUGAGCUCCCUGAACUCCUCGGAGUCAGACCAAGACCAGGACUAUGACUACCUGAAUGAAUGGGGCAAUCGCUUCAAGAAGCUGGCAGAUAUGUACGGAGGUGGCGUGGAUGACUAGGGGACUCGAGACAGAUGCGGAGAGAGAUGGGUUCCUGUACUCAUGUGAUGGGAAAUGGAGGAAUAAUUUUUCUGGGGGCCUUUCAGCUCCCUUCACAUGAGAUGAAUUUCUGAGGAAGAGAGACUGUAAUCAGUGGUGCAUCUGAUUACAGGGUAGUUAUAAUUUCCACUUUGUAGAUCUGAUCUGUGUUAGAAAGAUUUUGAUGUACUCCUUGAAUCUUUUUUUUCUUUCAUCACCCUUUACAAGCUUGCAACUUGUGGAUUUUCUUAAGGGCUUUGUCUCAUUUUUAAAAGGAAGGGGAGGGUCUAUGGCCCUAUUGUUUUAUAUAUACAUAAAAAUUUAUUUUUAAUUUGUGUGCCUUUUUAAAUCCUAUCACUUCACUGGUGUCCCAUGUUCCAGUAUCCACUCUUACUCCUGAAUUUACAUUACCCCAGACAGGAGUUCUCUGAGGCAGAACUGUUGGGCCCUUUUAGGGGAAGAGGCUGUGUCUUAGUCUGGCCAUAUCGUGACUGGGUAUUGUAUACUCUUAAGGCCCUUAAUCGUUUUCUUUUUUUAUCUCCUGAGUGUGUAACUUGAAACGGACAUCUAUCCAUUUACUUGUUCCGAGUCAGAAUGUUUGUUAUGUGACUGUCAUUAUGGGGUACUUUGGUUCUAAACAAGGAGGCUUGACCAGAAAAGGUGAUGAGUUUUCAGGUGCCACUCACCUUUUAAUGUUUAUCACUAAAACUUAAAAGAGUGAUAUAUUUCGAGACUCAGAACAGUGCCUAAAGUGUUGCAGCCAAAGAGAGAAAAGAAGAUGGCUUGUCACAGCAGAUGGAAAACAUGACAAGUGGGCUUGGAGAUGGCAGGAGAAAUUGUCACUGAGCCUGGCAAUUUAAUAAACUAAGGCCGAGAGUGGUUGAGGUGUCUCUACCUCUAGCCCUGAAAAUUCUGGAAGAAUGGAUGAACCUCAACAUGUGCUUCCUACCAGGAUCUUUAUACCAUGGUUUGUACUCGCAGCCCAGAAUCCCCAAGUGCUUGCUUCUGGUGAUGUCCACAGGAAAUACUGGCCAAUCUGGACACAUUUGCCCCAAAUUCCAAGAAAACUGAGAAUGUUAGAAACUCCAAAUGUUUUCUUAGGAGCAGGGGAUUUGGGGGUAAGGAGAACCUCAAUUUGGAUAUUCUUUUUGUUGAAAUGUGACCAUCAAGAAACUUUUGACAACCACAGAAAAGAAGUUUAUCUUGUUUUAUUUUCCAUCAACUGUUUUUCGAAGAAAAAAAUCAUCCCUGCAACCACGUCUUGGAAUUGUCUUGAUUUUUUGGCAAUUUAAACUCUAAUGUAGUUCUGUGUAGAUAGACUGUCACUAUAGUUUUGAGUGUAUAUGUGUGUGGGUGCUGAUAAUUUCUAUUUUCUUUGGGGGUGGGAAAGGAAAACAAGCCGAUAAACUU